Molecule: messenger RNA, 1374 nt
Organism: Fomitopsis serialis
Lineage: Eukaryota; Fungi; Basidiomycota; Agaricomycetes; Polyporales; Fomitopsidaceae
Exons: 7
Coding region: 1-1374 (457 amino acids)
Source: RefSeq, a predicted model, not a curated record
AUGACUGACAAUCAACCCCCAGCUCGUCGCACGCGUGCGGCAAAUGCAUUUGCGCACCCUGGCCACAUUGUUCUCCAAGACCAGGUCAAGAGGCGCUCCAAGCAGGAGAUGGCGGAGGCUCGCAAACUACAGUCAUUCGCCAAGGCUGUCCUCGAGCAUCAGCGUAGAGAAACCAUCGAGAACGCUGCCGCCGUGCAGCGUACCAUGGCACAGCGCGAUGCAGAGGAACAGGCGCAGCGCGUGCUACCACCGAGGUUUGCUGUCAAGAGCAACAAGUCUUCGAACACCUCAGGGAGUCGCCUGAAGGUGGCGAGCAAUGGCCCAGAUGCUGACACGGAGAGCAUUGAGUCCGAUACCCCGCUCUCCGUGACUACUGUCACUCCUGCGAAGGUCAAGAAGCCUCGGAAGAAGGCUAUACGUCAAGAGAUUGACAGUACGGCGGCUGCUACGACGGCGCAGACGUUCCAAGCUGUGACUCAAUCCGAGUCCACAGGGGCUGGUAAGUCAACAGCUGGGAAACGCAAGUCGGCGGUGUCCGAUUCGGCGGCGUCUGAUGCCGGCGCCGGUGGACAGUCCAAGCGGCUCAAGCCAAUGCAUCCCUCUGGCAUGCUAACGUCAUGGAAAGGGGCCGCGACUCCGGCUCGCACUGCGCCGCCGUCCAUGAAGGCGCGCCCGGGCGAGGCUGUGUCUAUGCCGCCGGGUAGCUCACGAGUAGUAUCAGCCAUCAAAGUCGACGUUGAUCCAUCGGACGAUGAAGCAUCUAGUCACACGGACAGCGGUGACGAUGCUGCCGUCGAGUUCACCAAUGGAGCCGACAUCGAUUCGCCUCCAGGUCGUCAGACCAAUGAGGGAAUUGUUGGUGUUGCUCCAGAAGUGCCCAGCGACGCCCCCGCCGGCACCCAGCCGGCGCCUUCACCGGCGCCUGCGCGUCCACGCGGUGUUGGAUUCAUCAAUUUUGGCAGCGACUUCCAAGGUACCCCAAUGUCGAUGAACCACGGGAAUACGCAGGCCAUCGCACGGCUCGUGGCUGCUCGGCGUCAUGUGACGAAUCAUGACCUACCUUCGGGCACGCUGAACAAGUACAACAGGGAGUUCAUGCCUAAGCUCAUCGAGUUUAUUGCUCGCCUUCCGAAUCCCUGGGAACUGCAGGUCAUCAACUUCGCGGCUGAACUGCGCCGCCUGUGGAGCGAGGUCUUCCCCGAUGUGUCCUUGGGUUACCGAGUCGAGUCGCCGUUGUGUCCACUGUACGCCCUCUCCAUGCAACGCCUGUACAACUGGCGCUCUAGUUUCGGCGUCAAUGCGAUCGCGGCAGUCAAGCAUCAGGAAAAACACUUUCGGCGCCAAAUGGUUUGGGAUUUUUCCCAAUUAGCAUGA